Molecule: messenger RNA, 573 nt
Organism: Punctularia strigosozonata HHB-11173 SS5
Lineage: Eukaryota; Fungi; Basidiomycota; Agaricomycetes; Corticiales; Punctulariaceae
Product: GINS complex Psf3 component
Exons: 7
Coding region: 1-573 (190 amino acids)
Biological process (GO): mitotic DNA replication initiation
Cellular component (GO): GINS complex
Source: RefSeq, a predicted model, not a curated record
AUGGAGGACGACUACUAUUCAGUUGAUGCUAUUCUCGCCGAGAAUCAGAAAAUCCAAUUGACUUUCAAAGUCGAUGUCCCCGACAUGGGGCAUUUAGAUGGAGGAAAAGAGCGUGACAUAAAACCCUUAAGCAAGGUGUCCAUCCCGCUCUGGCUCGCGUAUAUUCUCAUCAUGUCAGACUAUGCCGACUUUUCAAUACCGCCGCCAUUUAGUUCGCGUGUCCGAAACGCUUUAAAUGCUGAGCCCAAGAGCGUAAAGCUUUCCGGCCUCGUGGGACAGGGAGGUUUGUGGUACGGGUUUGGCAAGAUGGUGAUGCGAUUGCUAGACGAGCCGUCCGCGGAUGAGAUGUCGACGAUACUGACCAAGACAUUCAAGGAUCGGCUCAUAGAAGUCAUCGAUCAGGCCCAGCAUUUUGGUGCAUUGGGCACAGGGAGUGUGGGCGGCGGCGGCGAUCUGACUCAAUCGUUCAGGGAAGGGCUGGACGGGACCGAGCGAGAACUAUUCGCCCUCGCUCAGCAGAGUGCAAAGAACGCGAAGCGGUGGUAUGAAACAACAGAUCGAGCGAGGAAAUAG